This is a messenger RNA of Oryzias latipes (Japanese medaka), 1907 nucleotides long. RefSeq lists its product as uncharacterized. The record is from RefSeq and is a predicted model, not a curated record. Gene Ontology annotation, molecular function: zinc ion binding. Lineage: Eukaryota; Metazoa; Chordata; Actinopteri; Beloniformes; Adrianichthyidae.
UGAUUCCCAAGAAUAGAAACUGUGGUGUGCUGCUUUGGAAGACACUGGUCUGUGGAAAUUGCCAGAGAGCAAAAGAAGCGUCUCAAACCAGGACUUCCUGCUUCUAAAACAAAAGAUGGCAGACAAAAUGCAAAAGGACUUGGAGGUUGUUUUCUGUGAGAUGUGCCCUGAAGAGGACAGGAAACCAGCAAAGAAGAUGUGCUUAAAAUGUGAGAUUUCCAUGUGCGUGCAGCACCUGCAGGCUCAUCUGACCACACCGGUGUUACUGCAGACUCAUCCCCUGACUGAACCCACGGCUUUAGGCGCUGCCACUAAAUGUCCUCAACACGGCAAACUCCUGGAGUACUUCUGCUUGGAUGACAUGGUUUGUGUGUGCGUGUCGUGUGCCAUAGAGGACCAACACCGUCUGCACAAUAUGAAGACGUUCUCCACAGCACACAAAGAGUUGAUGGAGAAGCUCACGACUGAGCAUCAGGCCUUACAGUCAAAAACUGAGGAGGACAAUACGAGCUUAGAAAAGUGGGAGAAGGUAAAAAGAGAAGAGCCGAGCAUGUGUGCUGUGCGUCUCGUUGAAGCUGUCAACAACCUGCGAGAUGUUUCUCUGACCAGUGUCCAAAGCUCAGUGUCUGCUCGGAUGGUGUCCAUCAGAACCAGCAAGAGCAGCAUACAGUCCGCUCAGAGCGAGAAGGACACCUUCAGGUUCCUGCAGAUGUAUCCUCAGGUUCAUCAGGAUGUGGAGAAGGCCAAAGCUGUGGACCUGAGGAAAGGACUGGAGCCUGGAGACCAUCGAGACAAACUGGUGAAAGAGAUAACGCAGAAUGGAGAAAAAAUAGUGAAUGACGCAAAUGACUUCCUGGGAUCAUUGCUGACUCUGAUUGACCCGGAACAUCAUCAAACCAAUGUCAUCACCAGUCCAGACCUGUUCUUUGAACCACUGACUUGUCAGUUUAACAUUUCACUGUCCAAAGACAAGAGAACAGUGUUUUACACCAGCGGGCUGGGAGAGUGCUCCACAACUCUUCUAAUCAAAAGCUCCAAGUCAACUCCUAACUUACAAAGGUGGAAUGUUGCUCUCACUGAGGACACAGACUGGAUGGUGGGACUGUGUGAUAAAAAGUCUCCACAAAACUUCAAGGAUGGGCCAGUUCAUGCACUGAGGUGUGAAGACAGCCGUCUCAGCUCAGUCACAACGUUGUAUGAGUGUUGCAAAGCAUCUUCUGGUUCAGGAGGCUUUGGAAUGAAAAACCCUGAUGUGAGUGAAACAGAAAAAAAACGAAGGGUUUCUUCUCAACUAAUUACAAAUGAGGAAGAAGAUGGAGAAGAAAAAAUGCAACCUGAAAUAUUGGAGGUCUUCUGGAACUUUACAAGCUCCACUUUGUCCUUCUACAACAGAACUGGAAGUUUCCAGAGAAAAGAAAUCAUCACAAUCAGGAUGGAACACAUCAUCUGGGAUCUAACUCCAUUUGUACAUAUAGGGAAGAAAAACCCUCAGUCACAGUCUUGCUCUGGAAACACAUCUUUUGCGCAGUCACAUUGUUAUAACUGUGGAAGAAACUCAAAUGGUCCAUUUGUUACAGAAGCGCUUUGUGAGCUAAUUGACUGAUAUUCUUCAGAGACUACCAACCUAACUGUUUGAUGUUAUGCUGUUUAUAUUUGACUAUACUGAAAAAUAUCAUAAAAACAUGUAGGAUAAAUUGCAGGCUUGUGUGCUUAAAUCAUGUUGGAACAUAAAAAAUAAUUUUUCCAAAUUUCUUGUCAUCAUGAGAAUGUCUGAACUCUAAACCUCUAUUUUCUAUCGCUGCAAUGCAUUCCUUUGAAGACACAUUUAUGUUUUCUCAUUUUGAAUAUAAUGUUCAGGUUUUGUGAUUGUGUGACUGGGACACUGAAUCUUUGCUAAUUAUUUUUGU